Molecule: messenger RNA, 948 nt
Organism: Spea bombifrons (plains spadefoot toad)
Lineage: Eukaryota; Metazoa; Chordata; Amphibia; Anura; Pelobatidae
Gene: ISX
Product: intestine specific homeobox
Exons: 5
Coding region: 143-946 (267 amino acids)
Biological process (GO): regulation of transcription by RNA polymerase II
Molecular function (GO): DNA-binding transcription factor activity, RNA polymerase II-specific; RNA polymerase II transcription regulatory region sequence-specific DNA binding
Source: RefSeq, a predicted model, not a curated record
CUUCAGCCGGACUCUUAUUCUAGAGAUUGCGCAUCGUCCGUUGGUUUCGGGAAGUUACGUUCCCUUCUGAUACUUUGUGACAUUUCGACCGAUUCGACAGGACAGCAGGAAGGAUCUCUUCCCUUCCACUUCAUCCCAAGCCAUGGAGAUCAACUCAACCUUGGAGCGUCGGACCUUCUCCAAGCCGGCUUUAUCUUACUCAAUAGAAGAAAUACUGAAAAAACCAGCAAACCAAAAUAAAUCUAAAGAAACGUUGAAUUUGGGAUUCCAUGGGGCCAAGGAAUUGGCAAUCAAGUCGCCUGUUAAGCUGAUGGGUUCCAUUGUCUGUUAUGCUCCAGAACAAACUCCUCCAUCCACAGCCAGUCCAGGUUCGCCCGGUGGGACAUCGAGUGACCUCACGCUGAGAUCCGUGUCUCGUCUCCAUGAGAAAGGAAGUGAGGACAGACUCGAGACGGAAGAUGAAGCCGGCGACCCCGUGCAGGACGGAGCUCCAAGUGACCGAAAAAGCAAAAGAAGAAUUAGGACGACUUUCACCGUCCACCAGCUGAACGAGUUGGAGAGGGUAUUUCAGGUGACGCAUUACCCCGAUGUCCAGACCCGAGACCAGCUGGCGGCCAAAAUCAAACUCCCGGAAACUCGGGUACAGAUUUGGUUCCAAAACCGUCGAGCAAAAUGGAGGAAAUAUGAAAAACUCUGUAAUUUUGGAGGCCUUCAGCACCUGACAGCCGUAGACAUGAUUCCUGCCCCGAAACCGGACUCUACGGCUCCGAACAUUGACCCGACAUCGAGAUAUUACUCACCCUUCCAAAGUCACCUUUCUUCCAUGGUGGUACCAGACCUUGGGAUAAUCCGACUCCCGCCUCCGCUGCUUUUCCCCCCACAGUUAUCUUCUUACCACCUUCCUCGGAGACUUGACUAUAACAGCGUCCUGGCCACCCCGACAUAAAA